Messenger RNA from Paramecium pentaurelia, 1651 nucleotides. Lineage: Eukaryota; Ciliophora; Oligohymenophorea; Peniculida; Parameciidae. The record is from the annotation of a GenBank genome assembly.
AAUGGGAACAGAGGAAUAAGAUGAUAAGGUAGAAUUAGUAGUUAUCUGAGAAAACUGCUUCCAUUAGUGAUGCAAUUUUAUUGAUGAUGGCUUUGCUUGUUCUUAACCAGAUUAUUAUAGAUCUAUUCAACAGAAUUCAGAAGACAAGUCCCAUCAAAAAAUUUAUCAACCCUCCUAUGAUCACAACGACUAUUGGAAUACUUGCGGGUAUUGUAAUGAAUGAAAUCGAAGCAGAUAAUGCAAUGAACUAAAUUAGAAAAGGAUUUAGCUCACUCUUUUUAAUUGUUCUACUCCCUCCAAUACUAUUCGAAAGGUAUGUUUGAUAAUUAUAUAUUCUUAAGCGCUGUCAAUAUGGAAACAGUAAUAAUAUUGUAUAUAUUCUCUAGUAACCAUUUUUUUAGCAUUUCGGCACUAUUCACUUAUAUGCGAUAUUUGGGACUCUAAUAUCAAUUUUAAUAACAACAGGAAUGAUAUAUUUAGGAGGUCUUACUGGGUUUGUAACUGCUUUUCCAUUAAAUCUUGCAUUUGUAUAUGGAUCAUUGAUUUCUGCAACUGAUCCAGUUAGUGUGAUAGGUGCAUUAAAAUCAAUGGAAAUUGAAAAGAUGUUAAGUAUUUUAAUAUUUGGUGAAAGUAUUUUAAAUGAUGCUGUUUCAUUAACAAGUUAUGAGUAAUUUCAGUUAAUUGAUUUAUUUAAGGGCUGCUCUGGAUUUUUAUAAUGAUUCUGAUUAGGGAGUAGGUUGGGUUAUUUUAGGGUUUUUUUUUGAAUUCAUAUUAUCAAUAAUAAUUGGAUUCUUAAUAGGUUGUUUGAGUGCUUAUGUAAUUGAAUUAUAUAUACUAGAUAUUAAAAAAAAGAAAUGAAGAUUCAUAAGAUUCAAUUGCAGAAUUAGAAAAUAUUAUAAUGUUUAUAGUUCCUUGGGUUUCUUAUUUGAUUGCUGAAGCUUUGGAAUUUUCUGGCAUAGUUAGUAUAAUUUUUUGUGGAAUUUCUAUGGCUAGAUAUGCUAUUCCAAAUUUAAGUAAAUCUGGAAGAAAAGUAUAAAUAACACUUAAAUAUAAUUAGAGCAUUAGUAAAACAUAUCAUAGUCUUUCAUCUACAUUUGAAAAUUUAACUUUUCUAUUUAUUGGUAUUGGAUUGAUAGGUUUUGAUCUUUAUUGGGAUUAAAUGGGAGCAGGUUUAUUUUUAAUUACGUUCUUUGCAAUCUUAUUUGCUAGAUUAGCAAAUAUUGUAUCAAUGAGUUUUAUUGCAAAUUGGUUUAGAUCAGCAAAUAAAAUCAAUAAAAACUAGCAAGUAUUUUUAUGGUUUAGUGGAUUUCGAGGAGCUAUGGCAUAUGCAUUAUCUUUAGAAAGUUGUCUAUAAUUUGAAUAUUAUGGAAACAUUAUGUUAACAAUGACAAUUUUGAUAGCAAUAAUUAAUAUUUACUUUUAAGGAGCUUUUAUAAUACCUUUGAUUGAAAUAUUGAAUCUUAAGUUACCAUAAGAUGGAAAUGAAGAAGAAAAACCUUAAGUUGGAUGCUUAGCAAGAUGUAAAUAUGCAAUUGGUUAGUUUGAUGAAAAAUUUAUCUCAUCAAAUUUAAUAAAAUAGUAAUAUUUUACUUUUAUUUUUUUAGAGAAGAAAAGAAAGAUAUUGAAUUAUAAGAUGUAGAAAAAUAAUGAC